CCGUCAGUCACUUUUCGCACCACAAUACAAACACAUCUGCAAAUUUGUCCGCGAGCCGGACGUUUGUGUUGUACCUCGUGCUUAAAUGUAAUUACUGAUUUUGUUAUUACGUGAAGACCAAGCCGUCAGAGAGCAAUUUUGAAAAUUUUUGAGAAAAGAAUGGAUAAUCCAUUACCACAUAUUAUGGAAAGCGUGGAUUGUGAUGGUUCAACAAAGCCGAAAGACAGGUUAGUCAGCCUUCUUGAUCAGAUCGAAGUGCAUGUAGAACAACUGAGGAAAGAUGCUUGGAGACUCGAAGAAGAGAGAGAUACACUCCUGACUACCUUAGACACACUUAGAAACAAUGAAAUUUUAAGUGGAUUAGAUGAAACUGACAAGGACGAUGUGCUGAGGUAUGCUGAAAGAUUGUCUAUGCGAUGUUUAACAGUUGAUGUGUUGGUUAAAAUUCAGCGUGAUCAAAUUCAAGAGGAAGCACUACAUCAGGUAAAUGGUUUGAUAGAUAGUUUAGUUGUUGGCCUCCGUGAUGAUCCAGCUGGAACUCGGCAGCGUUGUGCAUCUUUUAUGAAUGCUUGUACUUCACAAAGCGUUGGCCAUUCUGAUAAAAUCUUUGAGACAGCAAUUCUUGGGUGUACUAUGGAUGAUCAGAAACGAAUAAAAAAGAGACUGCAGGGGCUAUUAGAUUAUAUUGAUAAAAUGCACACAAUUAAAUUACUGUGAAGCUCUAUUUAGAAUACGAUUUUAAAAUUUGAUUUUGAUUUGAUUUUAAAAGAAGUCAGAUAAGUAACUCUUUAAAUCAGCAAUUAAUACGACCUAGUUAUCUGAAAAGAGAUUUGAGAAAAACUGAUUAUAGCAGGGUGCUUGAUAAUUCAAUGAUGUUUAUGGUAAUUGUACAAAAAGUAUCAUAUAUUAUGAGUUUUUUCUCUACAUGUACUAUUUCUACACCUUGCUAUCUGCGCAAAUAAGCUUUUAUGCAUAUUACACUUGUAUAUGCGCGUUAAUUAUGAUAGGAAAUUAUUAUAAAAUUAUUAUAACAAAUAGUAAAUAUUUCCGUACUUACUUAAAAGAUUCUUUGAAAGAAGAAUUAAUUAAAGAAGAAAGAAGAAAGAAUUAAAAUUGUUUAUUUUUGAAAUAAAUGAUUAUAACAUACAGGGUGUCCUGUGUAACGCGACUCGCUAUUUCUUUGCCAUUUGUAGCCAUGUAACAAAAAAUGUUUUGAACCAUACUUUGAUGGUGUCGAGCGUACUACAAAUGAUGAUAGAAAGAAUCCCGAAAAUACUUCGUUUUCAUAACGAAACUAGCGUCACCUUGGUUAACACAAAUAGGAUUAUAUGUUGCUUUUUCCAUGAAAUUGUAGAGCAAUUUAUGAGAAAUUCAUUAUAUUUUUAUUAACUCAAUACUAGGUUCAUUGUAGUGGAAGUAAUAUUUCACUGGCUGAUGCAUUUCAGGAUUAUUUACAUUUCAUAAGGAAGAAAUUACUACAUCAUGUAGAGUUGUACAUCCAGCCACUCUAAUAACAAAAUAAUAACUUUCUACAAAAGAGCAAAAUGUCGUAAGAAGAUGGUAUGCAAUUUGAAUAAGUGUUAAAAUAAAGUGUGCUGUAAAUCUGGUAUUGAGUUAAUAAAAAUAUCGGGUAAUGUGCUUUCUGAUUUUAUUGUAAAGUUCCCAUCAAUCUCAUGGAAAAAGCAAUAUAUAGUCCUACCUAUGUUAACAAAGUGAUCUUGGUUUCUCUAUGAAAAUAAAGUAUUUUUGGAUUUUUUAUCUUCAUUCGCAGUACACUCAACAUCAUUAAAGAACGGUUCAAAACAUUUUUUGUUACAUGGCCGCAAAUGGCAAAAAAAUAAUGAGUAGCGUUACGCGGGGCCCCCUGUAUGUAGAUAUUGAAGCAUAAUAUGUUGAGCGUAAUAACUUCACUAGAAUCUAUAUUUGAAAAGAAAUAAAACGGAUAAUAUAAAUAUA
Molecule: messenger RNA, 1956 nt
Organism: Bombus pyrosoma
Lineage: Eukaryota; Metazoa; Arthropoda; Insecta; Hymenoptera; Apidae
Product: BAG family molecular chaperone regulator 2
Exons: 3
Coding region: 160-717 (185 amino acids)
Biological process (GO): protein stabilization
Molecular function (GO): protein-folding chaperone binding; adenyl-nucleotide exchange factor activity
Source: RefSeq, a predicted model, not a curated record